This is a messenger RNA of Phragmites australis (common reed), 2843 nucleotides long. RefSeq lists its product as uncharacterized. The transcript has 6 exons. The coding region runs from base 527 to 2398 and encodes 623 amino acids. NCBI's taxonomy places the organism in Eukaryota, Viridiplantae, Streptophyta, Magnoliopsida, Poales, Poaceae. The record is from RefSeq and is a predicted model, not a curated record.
CCGGGCCGGUGUAGGCGUCAACUUCGCGCGCUACCGCCGUUCUGCCGCGCGGCCGGUUUCUGCCCACUCGAUCCACGUCCGGCCACCGUCAAGAGCAGUGUCUCGCCGUGAUCAGCCCAGAGAUAGGCCCGGCCCGCGCAAGACCUCGAGGCACCGCUUACGGCACCUGCACUUCGCCACCGCCCGUUCCGCGCGCCGCCGAACUCGCCUCUUCCGUCCACACCGGAGCACGCCAGCCAGCCACCCCGACUCGGCGGCACCUAAGGAACCCUUCAUUGGUGGUCGUCGCCGUCGUGCUCCCCUCCCCGCCUUCCCUUCGGAUGUUGGACUGGGGGUGGAGUAGAGAUCCGGAUUGAUUUCAAUUGUUGGCCCUUACUCUUGCGCAUGAUCGAUCUCAGUUGACGCCAUAGGACUUGGGACCCCAAGGUACGGUGCAGUUUUAUGUUCCAAGAAGUUUAACCUCCAUGCCCCUCGCUAAGUCCGUCCCUGCAAUCCUGCCGUGACGUGCCAACCGUAGGAGAGCAUCAUGAUGUCGAGGCUUACCCACAUUGGAAAGAGCAGGAAACUUUCUCAAGCCCUGUUGGUUACCUCAAAACCUAACAAUGCUGGAGCUCAAAACAUUGGUUCGAGCUUCACAUUAGGUUUGGCCAGCAGGGCCUUUCUGCAUGGGAGGGUUCAUAAUGGACCCAGCACUUCAUACAUGCUUGGAAGACCAAGUGAGAGAUUACACCGGGGCAUUGGGGUGACAAAGUUCUCAGUUCUUUCGUCCUGUAGUCAGAAUGCAUUUCAGAGCCAACUUGCAUGGAAACAACUUGUGGCCCUGGGUUCUCAUGUACCGAAAGCAUCUCCAUUUUUUAGUAGGGUUGCUUGUGCCAUCAGCUUGGCUGUGACUAGAUCUAAUUUAGCUCCUUACCUCUUCGCUUUCAUAGCCGGAGAGGUAAUGCUAGCUCAGAGGACAUCUGCAGAUGGCGAGUACUACCCAAUACACGAGCGAGCUCAGGAUGGCCGCAUUUACAUUACCUCGUUAAUAUUUUCGGCUGUGGAGAUGGUUGUUAUAAUCUUCAGAUCAAUAUAUUUGGCACUGCUGUUCACCCCGAGUAUACUGAUGGCACCAUUUGCAGAUACUUUUGGCAGUAAGUAUAGGAAAGCAUGGCUUCGACUUGUCCAUCGUACUUUGGAGCUGGCAGGUCCUGCGUUUAUUAAAUGGGGCCAAUGGGCUGCAACACGCCCUGAUCUCUUUGCAAGUGACUUAUGUACUGAAUUGUCAAAGCUGCACACAAAAGCACCAGCUCACAGCUUUAAGUAUACCAAGAAAACUGUUGAGAAAGCUUUUGGUCGAAAGCUAUCAGACAUAUUUGAGAAUUUUGAAGAGAAUCCUGUAGCAUCUGGAAGUGUUGCUCAAGUGCACCGUGCUGUUUUGAGAUUCCGGUAUCCCAGUAAGCAGACAAGGCAUGUAACAGUUGCAGUAAAAGUAAGACAUCCUGGUGUAGGAGAAUCAAUACGGAGGGAUUUCAGUAUCAUUAAUGCAGUAGCAAAAAUUUCUAGAUAUAUCCCCACAUUAAAUUGGUUGCGGUUGGAUGAGAGUGUGCAACAGUUUGCUGUCUUCAUGAUGUCUCAAGUUGACCUUGCAAGGGAAGCUGCUCAUUUGAGCCGCUUUAUCUACAACUUCCGAAGGUGGAAGGAUGUAUCAUUCCCAAGACCUCUUUAUCCACUUGUUCAUCCUGCUGUUUUGGUUGAGACUUAUGAGCAUGGAGAAAGCGUUUCACACUAUGUCGAUGACCUUGAUGGGUAUGAUCGAAUUAAAAGUGCUCUCGCCCAUAUUGGCACUCAUGCACUCUUGAAAAUGCUACUGGUUGAUAAUUUCGUUCACGCAGAUAUGCACCCUGGAAAUAUUUUGGUCCGUGUUGGACAACCAAAGAAUUCAAAUAACGCCCUUUUAAAGUCAAGGCCACAUGUAGUCUUCCUUGAUGUAGGAAUGACUGCUGAACUUUCGAGCAAUGACCGCAUGAAUUUACUUGAAUUUUUCAAGGCUGUUGCUCGCCGAGAUGGUCGUACAGCUGCAGAAAGCACUCUAAAGUUGUCAAAACAGCAGAAUUGCCCAAAUCCAAAAGCUUUUAUUGAGGAAGUUGAGCGAGCAUUCUCUUUUUGGGGCACCCCUGAAGGUGAUGCUGUCCACCCAGCUGAGUGUAUACACCAGUUGCUCGAGCAAGUUCGACGUCACAAAGUGAACGUUGAUGGAAAUGUUUGCACUGUCAUGGUGACUACAUUAGUUCUUGAGGGCUGGCAGCGCAAGUUGGAUCCAGACUACAAUGUUAUGAAGACACUACAAACUUUACUUUUUAAAGAAGACUGGGCAAAGUCUCUUCAGUACACGAUCCAAGGGCUUAUGGCACCUUAGGAUCAACGCUGCAAUCCUCUGAAAAGUUUUUUAUCUGGUUUGUUUGCGGUUGAUGGAGGAUGCUCUGCUUUCACCAUCACAUUUUAUUUUCUUUUCUCUUUAUUUGACCUUUAGAUUAUACAGUUCUUUACCCGUUCUGGCUAGUGCUGCUAAAGCAGCUGUGAUAAAGUAAUAAUUGCAGCACGAUUUUGAAGCUACCAGAGUACUAUGCUCUGGAGUACAUUGCCGCGGUCCUCCUGGAUUAUCAAACGAAAGGAGUAAAAGACUGGGUCCGUUUUUGCUCCUCCAACACUUUUUUUCAAUAGCUCUUAGUUGAUGUAGGAAAAGACGUUUAUUCUGAUGAUAUUUUUUUUGUAACUGGAGAGAGUAUCAGUGAACGAGGUUUUCUUAUGUAUACACACACAGAGAUACAGCUGAUUGUUUCGAAAGGAACCUACGUCUUGUA